Phoenix dactylifera (date palm) is the source of this 2178-nucleotide messenger RNA. RefSeq names its product putative WRKY transcription factor 41. The record is from RefSeq and is a predicted model, not a curated record. Gene Ontology annotation, cellular component: nucleus. Gene Ontology annotation, molecular function: DNA-binding transcription factor activity; transcription cis-regulatory region binding. Lineage: Eukaryota; Viridiplantae; Streptophyta; Magnoliopsida; Arecales; Arecaceae. Gene Ontology annotation, biological process: regulation of DNA-templated transcription.
UCUAAUCUCUUAUCUAAUCCCCCAUUGCCACUAUGACCAAAGACCGGUCUUUGGGAGACAAGGAAUAGAAAACAGAGCGAGGAGCACGCUUUUCUAAGUCAAGCCCCCCUCUAAUUUACGAGCGAGCCAAAGCCUUCCAUCCGAACGCGUUAUCUCCCGCUCACUUCCGCGUUUAUAAGCCACGCCCUUGGUUCAUUCGCCUCCCCAUCACUCUACCAGCAAACGCUCCUUCCUCUCUGCUUCUCUUGCCUACUAACUCAAAUUAAAAACAGGGGAAGUUUUGAGAUUCCCCAUCGAGGUUCUCUUCUUAAGAGAGCGCGGUUGAUGGUAAUACUCCUAGUGGAUCCAAACAACGCCAUCUGUUGUUGCUCUGGAUUUCUUUUCUCCUAUAACCACUGCCAAAGAUAGCUUCUUUUUGGUUUGAACACCAUUCCUCUGCUUUCCAUACUUCCUGGUUCUAUUUUUUUUCUAGCUUUAUCUAAUACCUUUUCCACUUAUUUUAUCCAAAUUUUGCUUCUUUCUAGUUUCGAAAGUACUCUUAUUACUACUUAUUAGUGUAUCUGUGCAAUUUUCUACUAUUCUCCUCCCAAUUCAGCUGGCUCCUGCACUACCACUGCUCUUCUUGUGCAGUAAUCUUCACUCGCAUCCAAUAUAAAUACGAUCCUUUAGUCAUAUUAUUUUAAGACUAGGUACACGAGGAAGACGUUACUUCAUAGCCAUUGCUUUACUCUAAUUCAGAACAUAAUUCCAAUCUCCCACGCAUUUGCUCUGCGUUCUUUGCCUGGUGCCUUUUUGUACUCCCAGUGUUUCUUCUUCAGCACUUACUAGAGGCCAGAAUGGAGAAUGGAGCAGGGAGUGAUCGAAGUCUGCUAGUUGCUGAACUGACUCAAAUUCGGGAGCUAGCGAGGCAAAUGGAGGCGCAUCUCGAUCAGCCCUGUCCGAUCGAAUUCUGCAAACCUUUAGCAGAAAAGAUACUGUCUUCCAUUGACAAGUCCAUUUGUAUGGCCAAAAAGAGUGAUUCAGAGGGCCAGCAGCAGCAGCAGCAGCUUGCCGGCACUGAUUCCCCACGCUCUGCCACCGAGAGCCCGCACAGCGAGAAUUCCAAUCAAGCCUUCAGGGAUUAUGACCGCAAAGAGAUGUCCAAGAAGAGGAAGACACUGCCAAGGUGGACAAGCCAGAUCAAGGUGUGCCCAGGGGAAGGAGUUGAAGGGCCUUUGGACGAUGGCCAUAGCUGGAGGAAAUAUGGGCAGAAAGAUAUACUUGGAGCCACAUAUCCAAGAGGCUACUACAGAUGCACACAUCGCAACACUCAGGGCUGCCUAGCAACAAAACAAGUGCAGAGAUCCGAUGAGAACCCGUCGGUCUUUGAUGUCACCUACCAUGGGACUCACACAUGCCACCAGAGGUCCCAAUCAGUCCCAAAAUCAGCAUCCCGGGAACGAGAGCUGAAACAAAACAAACCUAAUUCCCAGGAGCAUUCCCAGCAGCAGCAGGACCAAAACCUGCUUCUAACCUUCCAAAGAGACCUCAAAGUAAUAACCCAAGGCUUGGGCUCGGAAGCUCAGGACAAGAGCUCUUUAUCCUUCUCCUUCCCCUCCACUCCAGUCAGUGGCGUAAAGGCUGAGGACCUUUUCUUUUCCUCCCCUUCAGCACUGGAUAAUGGUUUCACGGGCAGCUUCUCUCCAUCAUUCCUCUCGCAAACAUCAGCGUCCAACUAUUUCUCAGUAUCCCCUUGCAGAAUGAGUUACCAUGGUGGGGGGUUCAAUCUUCAGACAGCCGAGUCCGACCUCAUUGAAAUAAUGUCUGCUGCAACCUCAGACACAAAUUCUCCUCUGAUGGACUUGGAUUUCAUGCUUGAACCAGUGGAGUUCGAUCCAAAAUUUCAACUUGAUGUUUCCAGCUUCUUCUCAUAAGGCUCCAAGAGAGAAUACAAUGGACAUAGGUUAUUAGAUACGUCCUUAGCCUGAAAUCCUGGCUACCAAAGGAGGAAGUGCCAGAAGUAGCUCAGCCUGCAGUAAGUCACCUCCAUCAGGGGCCAAGUGAUUUUAUUUUCUGGCUAAUGUAGUAGAAAUAGAAGAACUCUUUCUUUCUGUCUCUCUUUUUUGGAUUCUGUAGCUGUGGCUGUUAUUACUUUAAUUAAUGAAGAUCAAUAAAGCUCCUUUGAUCAUAAAUUCAGCA